Messenger RNA from Hypomesus transpacificus, 729 nucleotides. Its product is annotated as formin-like protein 14. Bases 136 to 531 code for a protein of 131 amino acids. The transcript has 5 exons. The record is from RefSeq and is a predicted model, not a curated record. NCBI's taxonomy places the organism in Eukaryota, Metazoa, Chordata, Actinopteri, Osmeriformes, Osmeridae.
CAGAAAGCGCCAGCGUCUCCCAAAAGCAAGACUUAAAACCCCCGAGCCAAAGAAGCAUCUGAAAGAUAUCCUUCAGAUUAGUGACUGCAUACAAACUAAAAGUGUCCGGGUGUUUCUGCAGAGAAGUGUUUAAAGAUGAGGUCAUUCGCUGUCCUGAUGGCUCUGGUCAGCGUGUGUCUGGCAGCUCCGGUGGAGCAGGUCCCUGUGAUGCCUGAGGUGGAGCAGGUUCUUCUGAUGCCUGAGGAACAUGAGAGAGUCACUCCAAUUGGUCCACCUCAGGCCCAAGCCAGUAGCACCAUUCGGACCAUCUACUACCCAGUGCCCCGCCCAGAGACUGCACUCAGUCCAACCAAUCCCUACUACAACUACCCUUUCAACUACCCCAACCCCAAUCCCUACAACCUCUACCCUGCAUACCCUUACCCCUCUUACCCCUCUUACCCCUCUUAUCCCUCCUCCCCCUAUACCAACCCCUUCCUCAGUGCAUACACCCUACCCCCCAUCGUCAUCAGCCUUCCCAAGCUCAAUUGAGGGGGGGGGGGGGGUUGACAUUUCCCUGUCUGUGUGGAGUGAGGUAUUUUGCUCUGGUAGUCAUAAAUAAAGUUUAAGACAACAAUGAUGUUGCUACACAGUAGUUGACUUGUGAUGCCUCAGUGUCUUAGGUGAUGUCACUAGGUUUACAUUUUGGUGGAUGGCUCCAUCUAGUGUUUAAAUAAUAAACAUCCAGUG